This is a messenger RNA of Gossypium raimondii (Peruvian cotton), 1847 nucleotides long. RefSeq lists its product as uncharacterized. The coding region runs from base 419 to 1522 and encodes 367 amino acids. The transcript is spliced from 9 exons. NCBI's taxonomy places the organism in Eukaryota, Viridiplantae, Streptophyta, Magnoliopsida, Malvales, Malvaceae. The record is from RefSeq and is a predicted model, not a curated record.
AUAAAAUGCGGCCAUAGCAAAAACUCACUUACAGAACUUCGACGACUAAUAUAUAUUUUCACCCAAUUUUCAUUUUUUCUCCCUUUUUUUUAUAAUUUUCCAAUUUGCUCCUCUUAGUUCACUUUAAAUAUCUUCAAAUCCUAAGCACUUGAACUUCAGCUCCAAUCGAGAAUCUUCAUUUUUUGGUAAUCCUUGAAACUAUACGGUUUUAAGUGACUUCUGGAUUUGUAGUUGUUUCUUGCAGUGAAAAAUUCGAAGCAUUUUUUUCUGUAUAUUGAAUUUCUUUGUUUUUGCGCGUUUUCAAGAGUCGGCAACUCUGGUUGUAAGGUUGGCAUUUUGAUGUUUAUGAGUUAUGUGACCUUAGGCGGGGAGCAUCAGAGCUGAGCAAAGAGAUGCUGGCAAUUGGCUUUCAGUUGGAAUGAAGAACUUACAGUGCACACAAGACAUAAAACCCUCAACUCAUGCUUUGCAUGAACCUAAAACAGAACAGCAAAACAAUCAAGCAGCAGAUGGCCCCUUAGCAGAUUCUGGUUCUUUAUCGGCUUCAAACAAUGAUGGCAGAAAAGUUUCACGCCAAGAUAUUGAACUUGUCCAGAAUUUAAUUGAAAGAUGCUUACAACUGUACAUGACUAGAGAUGAGGUUGUCAAAACCCUCCUGACUCGAGCAAGGAUAGACCCUGGAUUUACAACUUUAGUAUGGCAGAAGCUGGAAGAGGAAAAUGCUGAUUUUUUCAGUGCCUAUUAUGUAAGGCUGAAGUUAAAGAAGCAAAUAAUUUUAUUCAACCAUUUGCUUGAGCAUCAAUAUCAUCUGAUGAAAUAUCCUGUGCCUCCAAAGGUUCCUCUGGUCCCAAUACCAAAUGGGAUUCAUCCCAUGCCUGUUAACAACUUACCAAUGGGAUACCCUGUACUACAACAACCUCCAAUUCCUGCUUCAGGGCAACCUCAUAUUGACUCCAUGGGUAUAUCAAGCUGUCACGUGGUCAAUGGAGUCCCUGCUCCAGGCAAUUUUCAACCUAUGCGGAUGAAUUCUGGGAAUGACAUGGUGAUGGACAACAAUGCUGGUGAUGCAAUAGCUGCAGUUCAUCCAACUACUCCCAUGCCAUCUAUGUCAGAGAUGCCUGUGAGCCCUACAUCAGUGGCAUCCAGUGGGAAUUUCCCAUUCACUGCAUCAGACAUGUCAGGGAUGGGAGUCGACACAUCAGUACUUGAUUCAGCCUUCACAACAGAUGUGGCAAGUUCAGUAGGAUUGCAGCUGGGACCUGAUAAUGGAGCUGGGAAUUCUAGAGAUUCCUUUAGAACCCUUGAUCAGAUUCAGUGGAAUUUCAGUCUCACGGAUUUGACAGCAGACUUGUCCAACUUGGGAGAUUUAGGAGCCCUCGGAAACUAUCCCGGUUCUCCUUUUCUUCCCUCUGAUUCAGAAAUUUUGCUUGAUUCUUCGGAGCAAGAGGAUAUAGUGGAAGAAUUUUUCGUCGAUUCCAUCCCUGGACACCCGUGCUCUCCAUCCGAAGAAGAAAAAUCCUAGACCAGGGUGAGUGUUUUUCCUUAUGAUCUUAAAAUCGUUAGGUUAGGAUAGAGUUAGAUUGAUAAGAACAAUAUUCGACAUCUAUUCGCAAGGCAUUUUGAAUCGUUAGCAAUUUCGAACAUUUCAGCAGUGUAAUAUUUUAGUUUGAUCAAUCAAAUAGCAAUCAGCAAUGAGGAAAGUAGCCUAGUUCUCUCUUUAGUUAUAGUUUUAAACGGAUGGUGGGUAUGAGACUUUAUCUGUUAUUUGGAGAAACUUGAGGGACCAUUUGUUUGUAUUUAUUUUAUCUUGCAUACAAUGAUGAAAUCGUUGUUAUCUUUUCCGAUCA